CGCGCGAGAGCGAGUACUCGCGUUCCCACAAAUCGCGGACGUGUUAUUUCGCAUUGUCGACCGGGCUAACCGAAGUUUUUUCCCCGCAAAAAUCGAAUUCGAACUAUUCGCACAUAUCAAUCGCAAGACAUAAUCACUGACACAAACGGCAUAACGAUAAUUCGAUUAACAAAGUCGAAAUUAUCAGUGAAAUUGAUCUUUUAAUACAAUGUAUGAGUGCGUAUGGUCAGUUAUUGAUGCCGAGUGAUGUUCAGACUGUUCAGUGUGGUUCGUUUAAGUGACAAAGCGACGGUCGGGAGCUAUUAUCCUAAUCGAGAUUGCGUCGGUCCGGGAGCGCUCGGGCUCGGGCCUUAGUCGCUGGGGUACCCUAAAGCAGUAACUACGGAGUCGCAAGCCCUCCUCCGUACCAUUUACCGCCAGGAUUGCGACUUGAAGAUGGUGCAGCAAGAUUUGACCUAGACCGGCAAUGGCUCGGGCGGGCUCAUGCGCGUGAGCCCGAGGCAGCCAGGACUGUGUAGUGUUGUGUUGUGUAGUGAUGCCAGCCAUGUUGUCGGCAGUGCUGGAAGAGGAGGCCGACAUGUACGAGGCGUUCCCGCCGCAUGUUGACCCCACCGGAAUUACUAUACUCACCGAUAGCCCGCCAGGGAAGAAAGCGCCGCUCAAAACCUACGAGGAACUCCAGCCCCUCUUGCAACAAUCCAGGAAACGGGAGCUCAAGCUCGUCAUCAGAGAGAACUCCUGGCCUAUAAACAGCCCGGUCAGAGCGCUGCUGUGGCCGGCGUUGUGCCGGCAGCAUCAGCAUGGGAAGUCCAUGCUUGACGGAUUCUACUGGGACAUGGUCACGCAGGUGUUCGGAACAGUGGAGCUGCCGGACAAGCCGAUCAUGCUUCCACCCUUCGUGGAGGCGACACAUUGCCUCGGCUACCACCUGACUCGUAAGGGCCGGGCGGUGGCCGACCGAGUCGUCUCCGUGCUUGGAUACGCCUGUCCCGACAUCACGUACAGCCCUAGUCUCUACCCCAUUACUGCUGCUCUGCUACACUUCAUGCCUGAGGAGGAAUGCUACCACUGUAUGGCGUCCCUAGUGGCGUCCAAGGAGAAAAUGUUCAUCACACAGACCAAGCUGCUCAACGAAGUCACGUGGAAAACCGUCAUGCAGAUCGCCAAAAAACACGCUAAAUCAGCGGCGCAGCAUCUCUCAAGGCUAUCGGGCGCAAUCGGCCCGGAGCGGAUCUACACCGACUGGCAGUGGUGGAUCCUUGCAGCUCUCCCCUUCCCCCACCUAGUCAGGGUGCUGGACUGCUUCUUCCACGAGGGCAUCAAGGUGUUCUACAGGGUGGCCCUAGCGAUCCUCAUCCUCUUCCACAAGCACUCGACGAACCAGAGCUCGGACUGGUACGCCGAGGCGACAAAGAACGGCGUCGACCACGCCAUCGACAAGUUCUGCAGAAACAUGCCGGCCUCGCCUACCAAGCUGCUACGGACCGCGUUUAGUAUUAGGGCUUUAAGUUCACAGUACAUAUCCCGAGUGUUCAUAAAGACAGAGAUGACCCUCAAGUCGAAGCAAGUCAUCACUGGCUCGCGGCUGGUUCGCUCGCGCUCCUCCGACAACCUGCCCACCAGCCAGAGCCAGGUCAAUAUACAGAUGAUGUCGCACACGUUGACUAUACGUGAGAGAAUGUCUGAGGAAGCGUGCAAACAAAUGGGCUCUCACUCGCCGGGCCCGCGCGCCCUGUCCAUGGGCGUGUACCCAAUCCAAGCGCUCAAGUCGCAGAUAUCCGACCAGACCGAACUAUUCACGUUAUGGUCGUGGCUGCCGGUCCGCAUCACGAUGUACCAGCCGGUGCUGUUAUACACGACGGAAGAGCACGGCUGCUCGCUGACCACGUUCUACGUGCGCGUGGAACACCACGAGCCCACGCUGCUCAUGAUCAAGACGUGCAACAACGAGGUGUUCGGCGCGUACUGUUCGACGCGAUGGUUCGAGCGCAACCAGAAGGACGAGCGCGGCAACCGGCAGGCCUACUUCGGCACCGGCGAGACAUUCCUCUUCAGCCUUUACCCCGAGCGCGCCAAGUACCCGUGGGUCGGCUGCAGCGCCGACAACAAGGACGCCGUCGCGCACGGCUCCGAGCUCUUCAUGGCCGCCGACUCCAGGAUGAUCACCAUCGGAGGCGGAGACGGUCAGGCGAUCUGGAUGGACGAGAACAUCCGGUUCGGCAAGACGGACCGCUGCUCCACCUUCAACAACCCGCCGCUCUGCCCCUCCGGCGACUUCGAGAUCCGCGUGCUCGAGGUCUACGGCUUCUCCGGCGCCUAGGCGAAUCUCCGCACCCGACCUGUGACGUCACAACACCGACUGCAAGUCUUGUCUACAUGAUGGAAACUUCCGUCUCAGGUUCUCACACCUACCGAUGCGGAAUCGAUAACAGCUGAUAGAAAAACAUCCAUGUUUACGCAAAAAGAACUUCGCUUCUAUUAUGUAGACAUAAAGGUUAUUUCUGUUUAAUAUUGACAUUCAUUACAAACUUUUCUACUAAUACUCCUGCACAGAAUGGAGUUGCGGAGCGGUUGAACCGAAAAAAAAUCACGAAAACGAAUCAGAUGUUACAAAAAUUCCCAUACUCCAAUACGAAAUGGUGUUGUAGAUCGGUUGAAUCGAACAUUGUUUUCAUACAGAAAGCUGACGUCACAGCAAAGGGUGGCCCGAUUUGUGUAUUGUCGUACCCCGAGUGUGAUAUAAAUGUUGUGAUCGUGUCACAAGGUGCGCAUGCCUGCAGGCGGCGACUGACUACAUAGCGAUAUAUAUACAUCUACAUACAGCUACAGACCCACGCAGAAGCUUGCUAUACGAAAAUAUUUGUCACAAAUUGGUCAAUCUUGCUAAUCCUUAAUUAGAUUUAGCAAUUUGGAUGUUUAAGACUGUUCGGAAUAAACCAAAAUUCGUAAAGUAAACUUCUGCGUGAGUAUAGUAGCAUUAGAAUUAUUUAGAAAAAGCAAUUCUUACCUUACAAUCUUAUUCAAGAUCGUAUUGCGUUCUGUUCAAUUUCAAAUUGUCAUUUUUGUUGCGAUCGCAACCACACGGAUAACAUACGAGUUUGCUUAAGAUUAGAUCGACUAAAUCGCUAUGUAACCGGUAAGCCGUCUCUUGCCGUAAAUAGACUGUGUAUUAGCUGUAUUACUAUAUUUAUUCACGUGUAAUCUCCCGUACCCCCUAGCCUCACACGCACUAAGACAAGUGUAGGUUAACAGAUCCGUUCAACACAACGAAAGGGGCAAUUAGGUUGUUACGAUAUUUACUCGCGUAGAGUGUGUAAGUACAAAAAUGUGUUACGUAACUAUUGGAUUAAAUACGCUUAAAGAAAGCAAUAUGUAUGAUGGCCUAGGCGGCGGAGGUGAGGAUAUUCCGGGCGUGCGAGGCCGUGCCAUCAUAAAGGUCACAACUAUAUCGUUCGCGUACUUUUAAGUGUUAUAUGUAAAAUAUUUAGUUUUAUUACGGUGUUAUAAUGGAAUAUAUUUAAAGAAAUACUCUUGCCUUUUUACUAAAUGGCGUUGUAAAGAUGUUUCUUUAACUAAUUAAUUAUUAGGUACUCGAUAAAAUCUAUAAAUUGAUGGCACGUUCUUCGUCUUGACAUAUAAGGGUUCAUCCAAAAAUAAAUUGUUUGUUGUUUUAAUAAAUUUGAAAUAUAACAGUGUUCUUUAUGGAUGGCCCCAAGUUUGCCCGGAACAUCCACGCCUGCUUCAAUUAUAUGUGCAUAAAAGUUCUGGAAUUUAUUUAAAAGGCAGCUUACGACGGCUGGCAGUUAGAAUUACCUACUUCUGUAUUAAAGUAAGAAAUAUUAAUAAGAAGGACGUACCAUGCACGCCAGAUGUCAUAAGACUGGCUUUGAAUGGUCAAAAAUACAGACAAUAGACUCCAUGCUUGUAAGGCUUGAUACGCGGACAGAGCAACUUUGUCUUAUACAUCGUCAGUUUUUAAUAUUGGAACUAUAUUAUUUUUCAAAUAUGGUCCAAUUUACUAGCGAUAUAUAAGCAAAGUUCCUCUAAUCCUAAUUUAUAAACAUGUCUCAUAUACUCAAAACUGUCACCAUAUCCUUGCUCACAAAAAUGUACCAAAGAAAUUUAAAGUAGAGAAAUUUGUAGGUAUCGCUACGCACGGUUUUGAACUUCUUACAACAGUUGUCGGUGUUGUAUGUGUACCUAAAGUUACGAGUGAGACGCGGUGUGUAGUAUUAUUUUACAUUUGACGGUUAUGUGCCAAAAAAGGACCAUUCGACUUUAUACGUCUGGCAAUUUGGUAUAAAUGUAUUGAUUCGCGAUUUUUGACACCAUUUUAAUUGCAGAUUUUCUAUGAUACGACUUAUGUAUGUUUCAUUCUCGUAUUUACUAUAGGUGUUAGUGAGAUGCAGAAAUGGUGUUUCAAAUCGCGAACCGAGAACCGCCUUCCAUCUCAUCAAUCAUUUUCUUAUCUAAUAUUAAUGUAUGUGACGAAGCUAUAGUGGAUUCGAUAACUUGACAGUUUUUAGCGUUUUAAAAAAUGAACGAAGUAAUUUUAAUGUGCGAUUUUUUAUAUAUGUUGAAUGCGAACGUAGCGUUAGUCGGACAUCACAAACAUACAUAUCCCUGGAGUACAACGGGAUAGCAUAUCACCGGCGGCUUGCCAUCACUCGGCAAUCCGUGAUGACCUGAUGACCAUCAGAAUGUUCAUCAUGAUUUGCAAAGUGAGCUUCCAUUAUUGGCUAAGUUAUAUAUUCUCACCUAGUACUAUUUUAAAACUGACCGUCUAAAUACUCUCAAAAUCGGUUUUGAAAUAGUAACUCCUUCGAGCCGAUCCGGAGGUACUACAAACAUGAUUAUCAAAAGCCUAAGACUCGUUUUAAAUUCAGAUUAUUUAUGUAAUUUAUUGAUUAGGUAACAAUGGUUUAUAUAAUGUUAAUAGCGCCCCCGCGGGCCGCUACGGGCCUCUCGCGAACAAGUGCGUACGGUCAGCAUAUACACCGUACAUAUACAUAGACCGUUGAAGUCUCAAGUUGACCGUAUGCCGACCGUACGCACGGGUCCGCUCGGGGCCAUAAAGUUAUGUCGGUAACUUUGAUAUAUUCGCUCAGUUGUUUUGAGUACACGCGCGCGUCCCACCACACCGCAAGAGGCACUUCAUUAUAAAUUAUAAAAGCUAAAAAUAUAUGUUAAGAGAGGCUUCGAUUACCGUAAAUUAAUGAACAUUUUUAAUGUAAGUUAUACGCCGCGGCUCAGACUAUGGGUGCGUUCAACGUUCAAUAUGAUUUGCGCAUAUGCUGUGGGGUACGCGUGCCCGGUGAAGUGGUGGGCCUGCUCGGUGUGGAGCGCGCGGGAGUGAGGUCGUGCACGUGGCGUCGCGCGCGGGGGCGCCGCGGGCGAUAUUACGUUCUGUUGCGGGCGCGCCGCGCACCCGUCUCUCCACACGCAGAUUCAGUUAGUUACGUGUGAGAGAGACGGGUGCAUCGAUAAAGAAUGCUCGGACUAUCCCCGAAUGUGGUCUAAAUAUUGGACUAAAUAAAUUCAAUCGUAGACGAUACGCGGUUGAAUUCAUUUGAGACGAUGUUCAGUAGUCGCUAUGAUUGAUUUACGUUAAUGUGUAGAUAUAAGGUGCGGCGCGUCCCGAGUUGUCGUUGAUCAGUGUAAAGUCUAGUCUUUAUCCUGUUUUUAUCUCUAACGAUAUAAUCUAAAUAUUUACGAAUUGAUAUUUAAAUUUUUGUGCGAUUUCGCCCGACGGGCGCGUAGGACGUGUUAGUUUAUAAAUACAUAUAAUGUAAAGUAUACUGUUAUUAAUAUUUGUUCUCCUUUUCAGUAUUGUGGUGUGUGUUGUGAGCAUAUCGAGCGCGUGCUUGUUUUGUUACGUUACUGUACUGUUACAUUCGAUAGUCUAGCCGACGGGCGAAACUUGUUUAAUGGUAAUGUAAAUGUUGCUUUAUGAUGUCUACAAAAUAUAUAAUCCCAUAUACAA
Leguminivora glycinivorella is the source of this 5983-nucleotide messenger RNA. RefSeq names its product GTPase-activating protein skywalker (gene sky). The coding region runs from base 536 to 2320 and encodes 594 amino acids. The transcript has 14 exons. NCBI's taxonomy places the organism in Eukaryota, Metazoa, Arthropoda, Insecta, Lepidoptera, Tortricidae. The record is from RefSeq and is a predicted model, not a curated record.